Solanum stenotomum is the source of this 1793-nucleotide messenger RNA. Its product is annotated as zinc finger CCCH domain-containing protein 16. Gene Ontology annotation, molecular function: metal ion binding. Bases 52 to 1512 code for a protein of 486 amino acids. NCBI's taxonomy places the organism in Eukaryota, Viridiplantae, Streptophyta, Magnoliopsida, Solanales, Solanaceae. The record is from RefSeq and is a predicted model, not a curated record. The transcript is spliced from 10 exons.
UAAAGCUGACAAGUCAAGAAAGGAGAAGAAGCAACAAAAGGACAUAACGCUAUGCCUCCAAGGAAAGAACCCUGCAGGAAUUUUAUGCGGGGCAGCUGUCAAUAUGGUGAGCGUUGUAAAUUUCUUCAUGCUGCCCAACAACAACCGAAGCCAAAUCCAUUUGGGUUUGGCAGCCAAUCCUCUAAUUUUCAGAAUACGAAUAUGCAGCAGACAAAGUCCAGCCCUUUUGGUUUUGGUGUUCAGAGCAACUCCCAGCCAAGAGGGUCCGAUGAUUUGGGGCCAAAGUCCAGCCCUUUUGGUUUUGGUGUUCAGAGCAACUCCCAGCCAAGAGGGUCCGAUGAUUUGGGGCCAAAGUCCAACCCUUUUGGUUUUGGUGUUCAGAGCAACUCCCAGCCAAGAGGGUCCAAUGAUUUGGGGCUCAAACAGAAUCAAUACAAGCCUUUUGAAAACAAGUGGACUCGCUCUGCGACUACCAACAGUUCUUCAUCGCGGCAAACCGACAAUCAGCCUGUAGCACCUAAUCACACCUGCACAGAUGCUGAGUCAUGCAGACGCCAGAUUGUGGAAGAUUUUAAUAAUGAGAAGCCAUUGUGGCUGCUUACCUGCUAUGGUCAUCGUAAAAAUGGUCCAUGUGAUAUUAUUGGUGAUGUUAGCUAUGAAGAGCUGCGAGCAGCAGCAUACGAUGAUGCGAAACGUGGACAGAGCUUGAUGUCUAUUGUUGAGAGAGAGAGGAGCCUGGUUAAUUCUAAAGUAGCUGAAUUUGAAAAUCUAUUGCGAAAUCCUUAUGCAUCUACAUCAACUUCUGCUCCUAAUGCUCAAAGUCCUUUUCCUGGUGCCACACCAAGUACCUCAUUGAGUGCUCAAAGUCCUUUUCCUGGUGCUGCACCAAGUGCCUCAAGUCCUUUUCCUGGUGCCGCACCAAGUGCCUCAAGUCCUUUUCCUGGUGCCGCACCAAGUGCCUCAUUGAGUACUCAAAGUCCUUUUCCUGGUGCUGCACCAAAUGCAUUGUCGAGUGCUCAAAGCAGUUUUCCUCCUUCAGCCUCAAGUUUUAGUCAGUUGGGAACCAUACUGAAUACAGGGACAUCAACUCCACCAACUAGUGCAUUUGGGCAACCCAGUCUCCCUGGGAACUCUUUUAAGACAUCAAAUUCGUCUGGGGCGAAUGCUUUUUCAUUUGGGAAUACAUCAGCAUCAGGUUCCUUUGGCUUCGGAACCCAAGUCUCUACCCAGUCAUAUCAAAAUCCUUCCACACCCAGCAAUAUUUUCGCAAGCUCUGGGAGGAACUUAUUUUCCACCUCUACAACCUCACCACAUUUUGCUAAUACCUCUGGUGGCCAAUUUCCUACUCCUUCUCAGGGGGGUUUUCCUGUUACGGCGUCCCCUGUCAGUAUCAACUUGACGAAUACUGCAUCAACAGAGGACUUCAGCGGGGAUAACAGCAUUUGGACAAAGAAGGAAUGGAAAAUUGGGGAGAUUCCAGAAGAAGCACCCCCAGACAGAUAUGUUUUCUAGGAAUGCUUCUGGGACUUGACUAUUGAAGGUUUUCAGUUCAAAUCAGAUACAGAAGAAACUCUGUUUUCGCGUCAACGUAGAAGCAGAAAAUUUUGGGCAUUUGAUUAAAGUUCCUACAUAGUUAUGCUUGUGAAAAGGGGGUUUACCAUAUCUUCUUCCUUUUAUUACACUUCUGAAGAGGGGUAAAAUACUGUUUUCUUCAGCAGUUUAAAGAGUUGUAAUAUCAUCAGGUUGUUAGCUUGUGUAUGUUCAACACUAUUUAUAUGAAAAGAAAAGGCAGG